AUGAACUCGACCGUGAGUAGAACAACCGCGGAGGUCAGUGUGAUCGCAGAAGCUACCUUGGAAGACAUCGUUAUGGAACAAACUCCAGGUGUGCAAAAUUUCUCCGCGUCAGCAUCGGUGCCAACGGGUGUUGCGGGACAUUCAUUCACCGGAACCACUGAAGUAACCACACCAGAGAUCCAAUCUACUGAAGCGAUCUUUCGGCUAAUCCCAGAAACCUCGGAUGACGCAUCGGACACUCAUGAAGCAGAACCUGUUCGGACGACAAGCCCCACCACCACCACCACCACCUCCACAAUAACGGCGUCAUCAAAGGAAGCCGUAACAACCAGUGACAGUACGGUGCAUGCAUCAAUUGAAAGUAGCUAUUCCGCUAGCCCUGUGGUGCAAAUUAAAACAACGAAUAAACCAAUGGAAAUUAUCACGACGCCAAGAACGCGAUUUGCUGCAUCCACGACCACAACACCUACGAUUUUCCGCCUACUUGGAAACAUUGAACUUGUUGGGCCAUGGAACUCCUCAGUAGCCAAUCAGCCUGCGAAUAGCCAGUCCAAUUGGAUGGCAAUUUCGAAUGAACAGUCCUGCCAACUGGCGUUCUUCCUGGCCUGCUUCGUUGGAACCCUGGUAGCCAUCUGCCUGUUGACCGGAUGGAUUCUCACGGCCGUCUGCAUGAAGUCGCAGUACAGAAAGAAGAUCCGUCAACUUCAGCGAGGACGUCUGAAGGACCAGAUACCGGAGAGGCUGCCCUUGUCGCCGCGAGUGGUCAGCAUGGGGGAUGUGGAGGGCUACGGUGACGACACCAGACCCACAGCUAUUGAUCGAGUGCCGAACCUCACAAUUGUGAAGUUGGACCCCGUGAUCCAGAUCUUCGAUCCCAUGUACCGACCCGUGAAAUCGGAGUACAACUUCCCACAGACGACGGUGACGACGUUCGGUGGCCCAGACAGAAACCACCACUCUGCCCACAGCAGCCUCCAAAGCCCCCUGCUCCAGCGAAACGCGGCGGACACUUUCAAGCCGGUUGUCGUGUCGGAGACUGGCAGGCCAUCGGAACAGCACGGACGCAGUCGAUCCGUUGUAUCUACAUUUGCUCCUCAGACAAUGCCCCCUCCAGAUCACACCUCGCCCGACACUGAGUCUAACCAGGAACACUUAAUUGGUGAGGUAACUCAAGAAUUGUAG
Molecule: messenger RNA, 1182 nt
Organism: Mesocestoides corti
Lineage: Eukaryota; Metazoa; Platyhelminthes; Cestoda; Cyclophyllidea; Mesocestoididae
Source: the annotation of a GenBank genome assembly